Messenger RNA from Ruditapes philippinarum (Manila clam), 648 nucleotides. Its product is annotated as death-associated inhibitor of apoptosis 1-like. Bases 1 to 648 code for a protein of 215 amino acids. Gene Ontology annotation, biological process: regulation of cell cycle. The record is from RefSeq and is a predicted model, not a curated record. Gene Ontology annotation, cellular component: cytoplasm; spindle microtubule; nucleus. The transcript has a single exon. Lineage: Eukaryota; Metazoa; Mollusca; Bivalvia; Venerida; Veneridae.
AUGGUACAUGAAUGGGCUAGAUUAGAAUCUUUUCAGACAUUUCCAAAAAAGUGUCCAGUCUCAACGCUUCGACUUGCCCAAACAGGGUUUUACUCUACAGGGAAAGGAGUAGAGGUGAUUUGUUUUUGUUGUGGAUUAAAAAAUGAGCACUGGACCGAGAACGAAACUGUGUCAGAAUUACAUAAACGAUUGUCACCACAUUGUAAGUUCUUAAGAGGUGAAGACUCGGAUAAUGUUCCAAUACAUGGAGUAAACGUAGUGAAUCGAAACGACACAGAGGGUGCUUGUGGAGGUCCUAAUGAUGAUCCAAAAAAUAGAAGAAAUCCUCAUCAAGAACACAAUGAGAAAAGUGGGAAACAAACCAACGAUAGAAUGCGUUGUAACAAAGAGACAGAACAACAUCUAGACAAAAUAACACAUCAACUUAACCAGCAUUAUUCCGUUCCUGAAAAUGGAAAUGUUCACAGAAUGUCUGACAAUGAUAUAACAGCAGAGAUUCAGUAUUUUCCAGGUAUACCAAAUGAUCAACCAAAACGCCCAGAAUAUGCGAUCAGAAGCGAACGACUGUUAUCAUUUUCUGCCUGGUCUUUAAAUAAUAUCAUGAAACCGGAAGCCUUAGCAGAAGCCGGAUUUUUUUUUCACUGGUAA